AUGUCUCCAGUGACAUUUUCUGCAGACAACCAGGGCCAUCCGCCGCGCGAUUCCCUAGAGCUUGCUUCUCUCGCUUCCACGUCCGACGCUGGCUCUGCCGGACGGUCCUCAUUCGAAUCCUCACAAUCAGGCAUCUCUUCCUCCCGCAAACUGUCACUAGAAGCGGACGACCCAUUGUCCGAACAAGCUGGUUUAGGAUCGAGUCGCACGCGACCGAAUCGCUCUUAUUCUGUCUCUUCCGCUUUUGACUUUGGGAGUAAUUUAUUCCCCCUUUCGCAAACCGCUGGCGGCUAUGCUCCUCUCGGCGCACCUUCUGUGACAUCGUUGGAACGGUAUGCGGGGCUUCGCGAUGCCUCUUUGGAAAAGCACAAGUCUUUGACCUAUUUGAAUGGUUUAUCGUUGAUUCAGGUUAAUUUUAAUGCUGGGUCGCCGGGGGCGGCUCUGAUCGUGUGGGCCGUGGCAGGUCUUUUGGCAUGGACGGGAGCUGCGAGCUAUGCAGAGCUGGGAGGCGCUAUACCAUUGAACGGUGGACCGCAGGUUUAUCUGUCCAAGAUUUUUGGCGAAAUUACGGGAUUUCUGUUCGCCUGGUGUGCGGUUUUUGUACUUAAACCAGGUUCAGCCGCCAUCAUCGCCAUCAUAUUCGGCGAAUAUGUCGUGAGAGCGUUUAUUGGAACUGAGGUGGAAACAAUCAGUCCAUGGAUCAAUAAAGGUGUUGGCCUGGCUGGGGUUUUGUUUGUGACCAUUCUCAAUUGCGCAUCGACGAAGCUUGCUACUCUUGUUGGGGAUCUAUCCAUGUUCUUCAAAUUCGGCGCACUGCUCGCAGUUACAAUAAUUGGAAUCAUAGUCGCCAUUACCGGGCUGUCAUCGAAGGGGCAGGCUAAUCAAGAUUGGAAGAAUACGGGUUGGUUCGAAGGGACAAGCACGGAUAUCUCUGACUGGGCUGUCGCGUUAUAUGCAGGGCUCUGGGCGUUUGACGGAUGGGAUAAUACAAACUACGUGACCGGCGAGUUCAAGAACCCGAACCGUGACUUACCACGUGCGAUACAUACAGCAAUGCCUGUGGUCAUUAUUUGCUACCUCAUGGCUAAUGUUUCGUACUUUUUUGUUCUUCCACAAGCGACGAUAGCAAAGAGUAAUACAGUGGCCGUUCAAUUCGGAGCCAAAGUGUUUGGUCCAGUUGGCGCACUCAUUCUGGCUCUGGUUGUAUCCGGAAGCUGUCUAGGCGCUCUCAACGCGACAUGCUUUACAAGUGGCCGUCUAGUGUACGCUGCAGGUAAAGAAGGCUACCUCCCAGCGGUUUUUGGGAAGAUCGGGUUUGGCAGAUCAAACAACACUAUGGGAGGAAGCCGAUUGCAGCGUCGGUCUUGGUUCCACAAGGCAUUCUCAUGGCUAUGUGGAGGCAGUGCAGCCAUAGGAUACACCCCAGUCAAUGCAAUGCUCUUCAAUGCUGCAAUCACUGCAGUAUACGUUGCGGUUGGAGAAUUCGGCACGUUGCUCACUUUCUACGGUGUGGCAGGAUACACCUUUUACUUCCUCACGGUUCUCGGGUUGAUUGUGUUGAGGAUACGAGAACCGCAUCUCGAGCGCCCUUAUAAGACAUGGAUCACGACACCUAUAAUUUUCUGCUGCGUUAGUCUUUUCCUUCUUAGUCGAGCGGUCAUUGCCGAACCUUUACAAACCCUUAUUGUCGUUGCUUUUGUUGCAGCUGGUGUUCCUGCUUAUUUCUGGAUGAUGUAUCGACGGGAUGGAACUAUCAAGUGGCCAGAUUGGAAAUUCUGGAAAAGCAGGUGAAGACAUCUGCUUUUUGACAGUUUCACCGCCCCUGGGAGACUAGGUUACUAUAUCUUUUAAUCAUGUAUAAUACCCACCUUCAUGUAUACUGUUUUUGGUUUUGCGAUGCAUCCCACAGUGGGUGGGUCAACGGUGUUGGUAUGGUGAUUUGGCGA
This is a messenger RNA of Talaromyces stipitatus ATCC 10500, 1946 nucleotides long. Its product is annotated as amino acid transporter, putative. The record is from RefSeq and is a predicted model, not a curated record. Gene Ontology annotation, molecular function: L-amino acid transmembrane transporter activity. The coding region runs from base 1 to 1791 and encodes 596 amino acids. The transcript has 3 exons. Gene Ontology annotation, biological process: amino acid transmembrane transport. Gene Ontology annotation, cellular component: membrane. Lineage: Eukaryota; Fungi; Ascomycota; Eurotiomycetes; Eurotiales; Trichocomaceae.